Molecule: messenger RNA, 2956 nt
Organism: Limanda limanda (common dab)
Lineage: Eukaryota; Metazoa; Chordata; Actinopteri; Pleuronectiformes; Pleuronectidae
Gene: acap3a
Product: ArfGAP with coiled-coil, ankyrin repeat and PH domains 3a
Exons: 25
Coding region: 1-2703 (900 amino acids)
Cellular component (GO): cytoplasm
Molecular function (GO): GTPase activator activity; protein binding
Source: RefSeq, a predicted model, not a curated record
AUGUGGGUGGAGCUCCCGAGCCGCAGCUGGUGGACGCACGUUCAGGGUCAGUACCUGGACCCGGUGUUGGCUCAGUCGUCGGCGUCCCACCUGCUCGCUCUCCACCCGGACCACCAGCUUCUCUUCAGCCUGGAGUCCCCCCCCCCCCCGAAACACAAGCCUCAGGGGCGUCCGGGCCCAGCUGCAGCGCUCUCUCACAUCCGGCUCACGCACAGCAGCCAAGACUCACUGGCGAACAUUGACGAGGUGGAGACGGAGGUCGUGGAGAUCGAGGCCAAGCUAGAUAAGCUGGUGAAGCUAUGCAGCGGGAUGAUCGAGGCCGGGAAGGCGUACGUCAGCGCCAACAAACUCUUCGUCAACGGGAUCCGGGAUCUGUCUCAGCAGUGCAAGAAGGACGAGAUGAUCUCCGAGUUCCUGGAAAAGUGUGGGGAAAGCCUCCAGGAGAUCAUCAACUACCACAUGAUUCUGUUCGAUCAAGCUCAGCGUUCCGUGAAGCAGCAGCUGCACAACUUUGUGAAAGAGGACGUCCGGAAGUUCAAGGACACCAAGAAGCACUUUGACCGGGUGCGUGAGGACAUGGAGAUAGCGCAGGUGAAGAACGCUCAGGCGCCGAGGAACAAGCCUCACGAGGUGGAGGAAGCCACCAGCACGCUCAGCAUCACCCGCAGGUGCUUCCGACAUCUGGCUCUGGACUACGUGCUACAGAUUAACGUCCUCCAGGCGAAGAAGAAGUUUGAGAUCCUGGACGCGAUGCUGUCGUUCAUGCACGCCCAGUACUCGCUGUUCCACCAGGGCUACAACCUGCUGGAUGAGAUCGACCCCUACAUGAAGAAACUGGCGGCUGAGUUGGAUCAGCUGGUGAUCGACUCGGCCAUGGAGAAGAGGGAAAUGGAGCAUAAGCACGCCACCAUCCAGCAGAGGACCCUCAUGCAGGACUUCUCGUAUGACGACUCGAAGGUGGAGUUCAACGUGGAUGCUCCGAAUGGCGUGGUGAUGGAGGGCUACCUGUUCAAGAGGGCCAGCAACGCCUUUAAGACCUGGAACAGACGGUGGUUCUCCAUUCAGAACAGUCAGCUGGUCUAUCAGAAGAAGCUCAAGGACUCUCUGACGGUGGUGGUGGAGGAUCUGCGGCUCUGCUCUGUUAAACCCUGUGAGGACAUCGAGAGGAGGUUCUGCUUCGAGGUCGUGUCCCCCACAAAGAGUUGCAUGCUGCAGGCGGAAUCUGAAAAGUUAAGACAAGCCUGGAUUCAAGCAGUUCAAGCCAGCAUCGCUUCAGCCUACAGAGAGAGUCCAGACUCUUACUACAUCGAGCAUCUGGACAGAACCGCCUCUCCGUCCACCAGCAGCAUCGACUCGGCCAGCGAGCCACGGGACCGCAGCGCCCGGGGCGACACCAUCCUGCAGCGGAUCCAGAGUCUGCCGGGGAACGAGCGCUGCUGCGACUGCGGCCAGGCCGACCCGCGCUGGGCCUCCAUCAACCUCGGCAUCCUGCUGUGCAUCGAGUGCUCCGGCAUCCACAGGAGUCUCGGGGUUCAAUGUUCGAAGGUCCGCUCCCUCACGCUGGACACGUGGGAACCAGAACUAUUAAAGUUGAUGUGUGAGCUUGGGAACAGCGUCAUCAACCACAUCUAUGAAGGUUCGUACCAAGAACAAGGUCUGAAGAAACCAUCGCCCACCAGUUCAAGGCAGGAAAAAGAAACUUGGAUCAAAGCAAAGUAUGUCGAGAAGAAGUUCCUGAAGAAGAUGGGCUGCACGGAGAUCCUCAUCAACGGCGAGCGGAAGCCCGAGCGGCGGUGGAGCGUGAAGAAGUGCCGGCGCCACAACAGCGCCACCACCGUCCCCAAAACCCGGCGGAGAUACCGACAAGAGCCCGGAAGCACCUCCCCUUCGACCCUCUCCGCGGCUGCUGCGAAGUUCAGACGUGAUUCCCUGUUUUGUCCCGACGAGCUCGACACGCUCUUCUCCUACUUUGACACGGGAUCCGGACCUCGAAGUCUGAGCAGUGACAGCGGGUUGGGGGGCAGCACGGACGGCAGCACGGACAUCCUGGUGUUCGGCUCGGUGGUGGACAGCGUCACAGAGGAGGAGUGUGAGGUGUCCGAGGACUCGAGCGGCGAACCGGAGCUGGAGGCGGAGCCGGAGACGUCCGACCCGGAGGACAUACGGGACCUUCACCCCGGAGCGCUGCUGUACAAAGCCUCCAAGGCCCGGAACCUGCCCGUCAUGGCCGAGGCGCUGGCUCACGGCGCCGACGUCAACUCGGUCAACGACGAGGACGAAGGGAAGACGCCGCUCAUACAGGCGGUGAUCGGGGGCUCGUUGAUCGCCUGUGAGUUCCUGCUCCAGAACGCUGGCGACGUCAACCAGAGAGACGCCAGGGGGCGCUGCCCGCUGCAUCACGCCACGUAUCUGGGACACACGGGGCAGGUGUGUUUGUUCCUGAAGAGAGGGGCCACCCAGCACGACGGGGACGAGGACGGCCAGGACCCUCUGAGUAUAGCAGUGCAGCAGGCCAACGCAGACAUAGUCACUCUGCUGCGUCUGGCCAGGAUGAACGAGGAGAUGCGGGAGUCGGAGGGACCCUUCGGACAGCCAGGAGACGCCACGUACCUGGACAUCUUCCGGGAGUUCUCCCACAUGGCGUCCCACAACCCAGAGAAGCUGAAACGAAGGAGUGUGCACUUCCGACACUCCUUCAGGUAGUCGGCUCAGGAUCCGGAGCAACGUGACGUACUUGAAACGUGCAACAGCCACUUUCCAGAUAUCACUGUCCACCACCUCCACCACUUGAGGAAAGAUCACAUCAAUAAUACUGCUCUGUUAUUUCUACAGAGCAGUAAAGUGAAAGACAGUUCCGUGAUGCUGGGGGUUCGUUAUUAUUCAGUGUUUAGAUGAACUCAAUCAAAUCUGUGCUGUUCUCAGAUCAGACCUUUAUUUUGAUAGGAUUUUUUGCAUU